GAGGUGGGACUUCCGGGCGGUUUUUUUUCUUUUUCUUCCCUCGGAUAUGACGACAGAGUGUCAACAUGUAAGAUGGCGGCUCAUCACCGACAGAAUACAGCGGGGCGGCGGAAAGUGCAGGUCUCUUAUGUAAUUAGAGAUGAGGUGGAGAAGUAUAAUCGCAAUGGGGUAAAUGCACUACAGCUGGAUCCAGCGUUGAACAGACUUUUUACUGCAGGUCGAGAUUCAAUCAUCAGAAUAUGGAGUGUAAACCAACACAAGCAAGACCCCUAUAUAGCAUCAAUGGAACAUCAUACAGACUGGGUGAAUGAUAUUGUACUUUGCUGCAAUGGUAAAACCUUGAUUUCGGCUUCAUCAGAUACUACUGUUAAAGUAUGGAACGCGCAUAAAGGGUUUUGCAUGUCAACCCUAAGAACCCAUAAGGAUUAUGUGAAAGCUUUGGCUUACGCAAAAGACAAAGAAUUGGUAGCAUCUGCUGGGUUGGACAGACAGAUAUUCCUCUGGGAUGUAAAUACACUAACUGCACUGACUGCCUCAAAUAAUACUGUCACGACUUCUUCCCUUAGCGGAAACAAAGACUCAAUCUACAGUCUUGCUAUGAAUCAGAUGGGAACAGUAAUUGUGUCCGGGUCCACGGAAAAGGUUUUAAGAGUAUGGGACCCAAGAACCUGUGCAAAACUUAUGAAACUCAAGGGACACACGGACAACGUUAAAGCUUUGCUACUGAACAGAGAUGGUACACAGUGUCUUUCUGGAAGUUCCGAUGGAACUAUCCGACUCUGGUCACUUGGUCAGCAGAGAUGUAUAGCCACAUACAGAGUCCACGAUGAAGGCGUAUGGGCACUUCAAGUCAAUGAAGCUUUCACUCAUGUUUAUUCGGGUGGAAGAGACAGAAAGAUAUACUGUACAGAUUUACGAAACCCUGAUAUCCGUGUGCUUAUUUGUGAAGAAAAGGCACCCGUUCUUAAGAUGGAACUUGAUCGAUCCGCUGAUCCUCCCCCAGCACUGUGGGUUGCAACGACAAAGUCUUCUGUGAACAAAUGGAAUUUGAAAGGAAUUCACAACUUUAGAGCAUCAGGUGAUUAUGACAAUGACUGUUCUAACCCAAUCACACCCCUGUGUACACAACCGGAUCAAGUUAUCAAAGGGGGUGCGAGUAUCAUUCAGUGCCACAUUCUCAACGACAAGCGACAUAUACUAACCAAAGACACAAACAACAACGUGGCAUAUUGGGAUGUAUUGAAGGCAUGUAAAGUAGAAGAUCUUGGAAAAAUGGACUUUGAAGAAGAAAUUAAGAAAAGAUUCAAAAUGGUGUAUGUACCAAACUGGUUUUCAGUAGACUUAAAAACUGGGAUGUUAACUAUCACCUUAGAUGAGAGUGAUUGCUUUGCAGCUUGGGUCUCAGCCAAAGAUGCUGGGUUUAGCAGUCCAGAUGGAUCUGAUCCAAAAUUGAACCUCGGGGGGCUUCUGCUGCAGGCUCUGUUAGAAUACUGGCCUAGAACCCACAUCAAUCCCAUGGAUGAAGAAGAAAAUGAGAUGAAUCAUGUGAAUGGUGAACAGGAGAACAGACUACAAAAAGGAAACGGCUACUUCCAAGUGCCGCCACACACACCCGUUAUUUUUGGGGAGGCUGGAGGACGCACUUUGUUCAGGUUGCUGUGCCGAGAUUCUGGUGGUGAAACUGAAUCCAUGCUCCUCAAUGAAACUGUGCCGCAAUGGGUAAUUGACAUCACUGUGGACAAAAACAUGCCGAAAUUUAAUAAAAUUCCAUUCUAUCUCCAACCUCAUUCCUCUUCCGGAGCAAAGACGUUAAAGAAGGAUCGGCUCUCGGCCAGUGACAUGUUGCAAGUUAGGAAGGUGAUGGAGCACGUUUACGAGAAAAUAAUAAACCUCGACAACGAGUCCCAGACAACAAGCUCUUCCAAUAACGACAAAACUGGGGAACAAGAAAAAGAGGAAGACAUCGCCGUCUUAGCAGAGGAGAAGAUCGAGCUCUUGUGUCAAGACCAGGUUUUGGAUCCAAAUAUGGACCUUCGAACCGUCAAGCAUUUCAUAUGGAAAAGUGGGGGGGACUUGACCCUUCACUACCGACAGAAGUCAACGUGAACCACCUGGUGGAACCCAACUGGUUAUUAACUAAUUUGAGCUUCCCGUGCUGGAUCCGGCUUAGUACUCUAGAAGCCCACCUAAAUGCUAAGAUCUGACACUUUUAAUGACUCAGCGCAGACAGAAUCUACUUGAAGUGACUAAUAAAUCUGUAACAUAGAGGAAAUUUGUAUGACUUAAACUCAAAAGUUGUCUGUAGCCAGGGGUCAAGCAAGAGUGAUACAAGAAGCCCUUGACGGGUUCCUGUUAAGGUGCCUACAGAGAUAAGGUGACCCAGUGCAGGUAUCUAUGCCCGUUCUUCCUUUAUUUCCAAGAUGAUCAUCCUUUAUUCACUCAAGCUUGCUAUGAAAUUUUUUUCAGUCCUGCUGCUAACUCAUUUUCAGGUUAUUAUUUUUUUUAGGAAAAAAACCGCCUGCAUGUACUGUAUUUUGCUAAUACAUUCCACGUAGUGAAUUUUGACCACUGUCAGAUAAGUCUACUUACCGUGCAACAGAUUACUCUUCUUGAACAGUUUCUGCAGUCUAGACUGGAGAGGCUAAUGUCCCUGCUGAUGAGCAUCUUUCAUCUGUGAUUUUUCUAGGAAAACAUUUUGAUACUGACUCAAGAAUCAGUAGGGGCUGUGUUAUUACAGGGUCAGUUCAAUGUGUGAACAUCACAAUGAAUUCAUUCAGCAUCUUUAAAGUUCAAAAUACAUAAUUUCCGUUGUGCUAGAAAGCAGCACCCUGGUUCCAUAGGAUCAUAUUUGACAUUUGGCAGAAAACUUGACCUGUGUGAUAGCAAAAAAAAGGUUUUCCGUGAAUUGUUAUGUAUGUAUUUUUGUUGAUGUUGUAAGCUGUACCACAAGCUCUGCCCAUCUUGGCUUUUUAUUUUGCACUGUCGCUUAAAAAAAAAAACACACACGUGACAGCUCUUUCAUAUUUGAUUUGUACUCAAGUAAGUCUAAUUUAUUACAGAAAGUGGGAGGAAGUGCCCCUGUGGCUAAACAAGAAAAACUGAAUUUGUUUUAAUUGAAACAGCAGCUUUCUGAUAAUAGUGUAACAGUUUUGAUUUGAAACAGGAGCACAAAAUGCCUUUUUAAAACAGUCUGAUAAAUCUGUAUCCUUUCUUUCCCUUCCCUCCUGAAAUUUACAUUUUUUCCUUUCCUGAUGAGAGUUGGAUUUAGACUGCACCCGUUACUGAAGAUUUAUUUGAACUGUAGGUGCAUAAGGAAGAAAGCUUGGUUUUGGCUUUGUUUUUGCAGUAUGUGAGGUGUUUGUACACUCCCUAUAUAAGUAGAGAGGAGCAAGGAGUGGACAUUUUACUUAACAGUCCCGUUGAGGCUGGACAUGAAUUAUACAAAUCAGUAAAAAUAUAGGAUGUUGUUUUAUUGACUAAUAGUAGGAUAUCUUUUGAGCUAUUCAGCUGUCUUUUUCUGAGCAUUUUUCUUUCAGAAGAGAAUAAUUUUUCUACUUACUGUUGCAAGGGAAAUCACAGCUGCUUUCAGGUAUUUUUUUCCCUCCCGUUUGUAUUGUGUGGUGUUUGUAACCACAUAAUAUUUAUUUAGACAUUGCAAGAUUGUCAGCGUGAUUGUGGUGCUGCAGUUAGACAUGUUUGGGUUGGCCACGUGUCUUCCAGCUAACUCAAGUUGUUGAAUGAAGAUCUGAUUUGAAAGGAUGCUAAGCCUCUUACUUUGUGUAAAUUUCAUCUUUAUGUACAGAAGUGUAGUUUGCCACAUCUGUGCAAUAUUGCAGUUGAGUGAAGUAGGUUAAUUCAUUGAUUAAAGCUAACUGUAACUUGUCUGGGAUUAUAAUCCUUAAAAGUAUGUAAUGCAAAUUUUAUACCUUCCACAUUGCCACCACAUUGCCACCAACUCAGUUCUCCUGUUUUAUUUUUAAAAUCAGCCAAGAUUUCAAUUUCAUUUCCUACACCCAGAAGGAACCAAUUUUAGAAAGAUUAGCAGAUGGCCUGCCAAUACCAAAAGAACAAAUAUGUACUUCACAAUUGUAUAGAAGUAAUAAUAAAAAAAUCUUUAGUUAAAAUUUUAA
This is a messenger RNA of Ahaetulla prasina, 4130 nucleotides long. RefSeq names its product WD repeat domain 48 (gene WDR48). Gene Ontology annotation, biological process: protein deubiquitination; double-strand break repair via homologous recombination. The transcript has 19 exons. Bases 73 to 2106 code for a protein of 677 amino acids. Gene Ontology annotation, molecular function: ubiquitin binding. The record is from RefSeq and is a predicted model, not a curated record. NCBI's taxonomy places the organism in Eukaryota, Metazoa, Chordata, Lepidosauria, Squamata, Colubridae.